CCAAUAUUCGCUGUGGGGGAGCAAAAAAAUAAAUAUAUUUUGAUUAGAACAUUGGCCUCUUGGAUGAAAACGUAAUUGUAUAUUUUUAAAGAAAUGUUUAGAUUCCCAGUAAUACAGUACAUUUAGUGGGAGUCAGAAAACUUUUGUUUGCUUGCCCAUCGUGCAAAUAAUACCGCUUAGCUGGGGGGAGACUUUGCAAGACCAAGACAACUUGCUGUAACCCUGCUUCGAUUAAAAAGUAACUGUUGAAUUGGUCCAGAUCGUUUUUUUUUUUUUUUUUUCCGUGCGGGCUUUUAUGCAGUCAGUCUUAAGCGCAGAAAUAUCUCCAGCCACGGCAGUGUGUUCACGCGAUAAUAAACGUGACGUCAUUCACUUAGCGUGGGGGCUUGUUUCUUAACGUUUCUAGACGAAUCUACAUAAACAAUAGAUACGUAAUCAUGUCAUGCAUACAGACGCAUUUUUUUUUUACACGAGUAAGCAGGUUGUCAGUGAGUGUAGUAGUUAAGCUCAAAUACUUAACUGUUAAUUAAGCAUGUUUAACAAAAAAAGAAAGAGGCCAAGCUUGGAGCAGAGGAAGGUGCGCUCACGGGAUGCAGCACGGUCCCGACGCAGCCAGGAGACGGAGGUGUUCUACCAGCUGGCCCAUACCCUCCCGUUCCCUAGGCGUGUCGUCUCCGACCUGGACAAGGCCGCCAUCAUGAGGGUGACGCUCAGCUUCCUGCGCAUCCACAGUCUCUUCCACUCAGGAGAAGUGAAGGUUGAGCCAAGCGCUGAGGAGGAGGAAGAGGCAAUAGACAGGUUUUACCCCCGAGCUCUGGCUGGCUUUAUCAUGGUGCUCACAGAAGAGGGGGACAUGGUCUUUCUUUCAGAGAGUGUCAAUAAAUACGUCGGCAUUACUCAGCUUGAACUGUUGGGACAGAGCGUGUACGAUUUUGUUCAUCCAUGUGAUCAGGAGGAACUGCGGGAUGUUCUGACUCCAAGGCCAGGCCUGUCCAAGAAGAAACAGGCAGAUCAGCGGUCAGAACGGAACUUCUUUCUGAGGAUGAAGAGCACGCUCACUAACAGAGGCCGGGUGGUGAACCUCAAGUCUGCUGCCUGGAGGGUACUACGUUGUUCAGGUCACAUGCGGACUUACCAUGCAGCGGACAAGACGGGGCCUCCUAUUGGUAACUUCCUGAUUCUGCUGUGUGAGCCCAUCCCCGACCCCUCCGGUGUUGAGUUUCCCCUGGACUGCAGCGCCUUCCUGAGCCGACACAGCACGGACCUCCGUUUCAUAGACUGUGACGAUCGAGUUACUCAGCUUGUGGGAUACCAGCCGGAGGAUCUGACUGGCCGAUCAGCAUACGAGUUUCAUCAUGCAUUGGACUCUGAUCACAUGACUAAGAGCCUGCACAUACUGUUCUCCAAAGGCCAGGUGUGCACCAAUCAGUACCGCUUCCUGGCAAAGAGCGGGGGCUAUGUGUGGGCAGAGACACAGGCCACGGUCACCUACAACAGCAAGACGUCGCAGCCCGAAGCAGUGGUCUGCCUCAACUUCAUCCUCAGUGGGGUCGAGCAUGCGGACGUGGUCUUCUCCAUGGAGCAAACCCCGAGCCUCAAGAAGCCCAAAACAGAACCGGAAGAGAAGGAGGAGGUGGGCAAGGGGGCCUGUGCAGAACUCCUCAACCUGAAGGAGCUUUCUGAGGAGGUGCCUCAGUCGUCACCGACGCCAGGAGAUGUGGCUGUUUCCAAGACGGAGUCUGUGGAGCCGAAGAACUUGUCGUUCUACCGGCCGCCCAGUCCCAACACGGUGCCCGAGUUCCCUCAAGAGCUGUGUACCCCAGAUCUGCGGCAGCUGCUUUCGCCUAUUUUUGACAGGCCCGAGGCAGCCUCUGUGGUUUCGAAGUGUUCCGGUGAAGACCAAUUCAUGGACAAAGACUCAGUGGAGAAAUUCUUCACCUUCAAACCCGUUGACACGAAUCAGGAGAGUACUGCAGAGGGUACAGAGAGCAUGGACUUGGACAUGCUGGCUCCUUACAUCUCCAUGGAUGAUGACUUCCAGCUCACCUUCUUCACCCAGCUCCCAGAGAGCGAUUUAAGCUCCCCAGAGUCUCCUGUUCCUGGAGCACGGAAGCGGGCUCUGGAGGAUGAUGUGGAGACAUCUUUCAGGGGCAUACUGAAGGACAAAAGGCAAAGGCACACUGCAGUUGAGGAGGAGGUGCUCUUGGCCCCUGCCAAGGCCUGGGUUUGCCCCGAGGAUGCCGAACCCCCAGACGAGCUGGAGCCGGUCCCCCACCACAACAAACUGCUCACUGACAGGGACCCCAUUCUUGGAGGAGUGCAGGAGCUCCGCGACCCACCAGCCCUGAUGAGUACCAUGUUAUCUCCACAACAUGACCAACCAGAUCUGAAGAAAAGCAGUGUAAAGACUCUCACCUGAGCUAGUCCUGGCUCUCCUGCAACGUCCUGCCUGGAGGUUGGCUGCGAGGUUUUUUUUCUUCCUCUUUCUUUCCCCCUCCCAUUUCCUCAGAGUUCAGCCAACUCUCCACUCUGGAUUUACCAAAGAACAAAGACAACAAACGCACCUUUUCACGCAGACCUCCCAACAACCUUUGCUACGGCUCUGCAGCAAUGUUUCGUGUCCUGACGCGUAUCACUCAGUUAGCAGUGAUCAGUCCCAGCUACAUACAGGGAGAAGAGUACUUUGUGUUUGGGGAGGGCUGACUGAGAAUCCUCUUCCAGGACUCAGUUUUGUAAAUUGAUCCCCACAUGUGGCCUCCGUGGCACAUUUUCACGUUUGGCCCGGUGUCGCAGGGGUCUCAGAAGAAUGUCGCCACCUAACAUGAUUAUUGCAGACAUGUGUGUGCUCAGCAUGCAAGACUGCUAGUCUUGUAGUUUCCAUCUGUCUCUUUGCAGGUAGCAGGACUCAUCGAGGGGCCAGCUGCAUUCCACUUUCUCCUUCAAGUGCAGUGGUGUUGUGGUGUCACCAGUGUCCUCCAGAGAGGAGAUCCCAUGUCAAAUAAAUGAAGGAGCUCUUGAUGUCAGAACAAAACUUAAAUUUGUUCAAAACUAUACGCACAAAAAGGUAUAACUUGUGAAAUGCUGAGAUUUAAACAUAUUUGUAAAAAUGGUAAUCUGCUUCCUCUUUGUCAUAGUUUUGUGGGCGAAUACAUCAGUCCAGUUUCUAGUACUAAAAUAUUACCUCAGAACAUUACGUCAUGGAAUUAAUGGAUGAUUUCCCAAACUCAGAAACAAAGCGAUGAAGGUUUUAAAGGAAAUAAGCCAUAAUCUCCAGUCUCUGUGACUCUGAACUUGGAUGAGAAUCGUAUUGUGGUUUGUCAGCAACUUUGUGACAUUUAUAUUGGGGCCUGAUAGCUUGAUGUUUGGUAAUAUCACAGCAGAUGCAGCAUUAUAUUAUUCAGUGGCAACAAAAAAAUUGCUCAGUGGCAUUUAUGUAGUAUCUUUUUAUAUAACAUACAUUUGAAGAAUACUAGCGUAUACUUUGGUGUUGGUUUUUUUUUUUUCUUUUUCUUUUUUAAGUGUAUCAAAGGUUUUUUUUCUUAGCAUGAACUUGGGGACACAAUUUGCUGUUUUUGUUCGGGCUGUGAUCUUUGAUUUGAUUGACCAUGGUCCGUUAAUUUACACUGCUUCACAUACAUGCAUCUAUAUUUUCUGAGAGUAUAUGGGGAGUUUUGUUUAUACUGAUGACAGGAACAUGUAUUUACCCAUUUUAGUUUAAUUGUGGCAUGUAAAGUUAAUGUGGUGUGAAACAUCUUUGUCAGAUCAUUAUUUUGUGAUUAAGUAGUAGCUUCAAAAGAGAUAAGUUGAUUAUUCAGUUUAUCACACAAAACAAACUUGCUCGUAGCUUCAAUAUUAAAUGCCCCCCUUGUUUAUUUUUGAAGAACGUGAUUAUGUGGAUCGGCUAUCUGUAUGGUGCUAGAGCAACAGCUCUUAUUUACAGAUGGAUUAAUGUGAACCGCAGAGAGCAUAAAAAGUGUUGGCUGAGGGAUUUGCUGAUGAGAUGCUUUCGAUAAUAGUAAAAGAACUGCAAUGUUGGGGCUUUCUUCUUAAAUUUUUGUUAUACAAAGAAUGCCAAGUUUGGAAAACUUACUAUUGUAACCUUAUCUUGAGGACAUAGAGCCUGUAGUUAAAAUCUGGAUAAGUUUUAUUGAUAAAGCAUAGUUAGCAUUUUCUUUCAUCGGUUUUUAUUUUCUGAAUGUUAUCAGUCGUCAUUUGGUGGAAAAUUAAUAAAAUGGCAGUGGAGCACCCUUUGCUGAAUUGCAUAGAGCAGAACUUCGUGACCUGCUCGGCCGGCUUUGCUGACAGCAUUUAGGUUGUGGGAUCUUGUUGUUUGAGGUGGUUGACUUGGUCAACUGGUUCCCGCCUCAUUUUCUUUGCACGCCACUGUGACUAAAUUUCAUCCUGUCUGUGCUCAUUCAGAGAGACAGUAAAGCUACUGUAAAGAAUUUAAGAAAAAAUUCAGACUAGUUGCUAGGGCAAAAACCUCUUUGUGAAAUAAUCAGUGUUCUGUGUUGUCCUAGAGUUUGAUGCUAGCAUAUAGAAAACUAAGAUGGAGUCUAACUGAGCAAACUGUAUUUAGAGUGAUUAAGAAGAAGAAUAUUUUCUGUGGUGGUUGUUGGUAGGUUUCAGUACCUGACUCCGCUUGCUUUGUCUGACUGAUGCAGAAUUAUUGAACUGAUACUGUAAUUUUGUUACUUUUUCCAAACCGGUGGCAAGAUGUUAUAUGGUCCAAAUCUUGUUGAAAAUGAGAUGCAGAAAAAAAUCUUGCAUGAUUUUUGAAUGUCUUGGAUGUUUUAAGGAAUGGAUCAUUGUUCCAUCCAUUUUACUGCAGACAUGAGAUUAUUUUCAGUUGAGAGGAAACAUUGUUCAUAAACAGUUUACCUUAGUAUGCCAUGGUGCUUGAACCCUUAUGAUGGUUAUUAGCACUGACUUACCAGGAAAUUUCAAAUUUCUUUUUGAAUCGGUUUUACUAUGGGGGAAAAAAAGUGUGUCAUGCAAACCAUUUCAGAUGAUUUGGCACAGUCAUUGAAGGUUUUGAUGGAUAUGAACAAUUGCCGUUAUGCAAGUCAUAUUUUAAAUGUUUCAGAUUUGAUGCUGAGAUUUUGUCACUGGUAACAAAUAAAAUCAUUUUUACUGA
Molecule: messenger RNA, 5137 nt
Organism: Scleropages formosus (Asian bonytongue)
Lineage: Eukaryota; Metazoa; Chordata; Actinopteri; Osteoglossiformes; Osteoglossidae
Gene: hif1al
Product: hypoxia inducible factor 1 subunit alpha, like
Exons: 15
Coding region: 533-2419 (628 amino acids)
Biological process (GO): regulation of transcription by RNA polymerase II; cellular response to hypoxia
Molecular function (GO): DNA-binding transcription factor activity, RNA polymerase II-specific; protein dimerization activity; RNA polymerase II transcription regulatory region sequence-specific DNA binding
Source: RefSeq, a predicted model, not a curated record